ACAUAUUCAUGAGAGCGAAAAAAGGAAAAACACCCGAACAAAGGUUCGAAGAACAUUUCAAUUAGGUUUACGACAGGUUAAAAAAAGAGCAGCCCAAUUUUAGUACCAAAGUAAUAAUGAUACAUGCUGAUUUAAGCAAGUUAGAUCUUGGAUUAUCAAAGGAAAAUCGAGAACGUCUUUUGGAUACAAAUGUAAUAUUCCACGCAGCAGCGACUGUACGAUUUAAUGAACCAAUUCGAAUUGCAGUAAAUAUAAAUAUAAGAGGAACAAAGCAGCUUCUUCUCUUAGCAAAAGAAAUGCCGAAGUUAAAGUCAUUCGUCUACGUAUCUACUGCAUUUUCCCAUUGUGUAAAUAAUUUCAUUGAAGAAAGAUAUUAUCCUGCGCCUAUGGAAACGGAUAAAAUUUUGAUUUUAGUCGAUAUUGUGGACGAUGAAAAAUUGGACAAAUUCAUGCCAACAUUAAUAGAUGACUGGCCGAAUUCAUAUGCAUAUACAAAGGCGAUCGCUGAAGAUACUGUUCGACAAUACAGCAUAGGAAUUCCAGUUUGCAUUGUACGACCAUCAAUUGUAAUAUCAACCGCUGAGGAGCCAGUGAGCGGCUGGAUCAACAAUGUAUAUGGAGCAGUCGGUGUUGUCAUGGGUAGUGCCAUAGGUUUAUUACGUACUUUGCAUUGUGAUCCUGAUAAAGUGGCAGAGAUAGUGCCCGCUGAUUAUGUUAUUUCGCAUCUCAUAGUUGCGGCUUGGGAUACCGCUAAAAGAAAAGAUACUUUGUUGAGCAUUGAGAGCGCAAAUCCGAAUGUUCCAGAAACUGAGAGAGUGCCAAUUUACAAUUACGUGUCGAUAUGCCAAAAUCCCAUUACUUGGAAGAAAUUUAUGAAAUUAAAUGAAAUCUCUGGCAUGCGGGUACCAAGCAAACAUAUUAUUUGGUACUAUAUGUUUUUUCUAAACAAAUAUAAAUUCGUGCACGAUGUGUAUGUGAUAAUUCUGCAUAUGAUACCCGCUGUUAUAUUCGACACUGUGCUUUUUCUUAUUGGCCGAAAACCUAUGCUAUUAAAGGCAUAUAAGAAGAUAAAUCAGUUUACUUCUACAAUAGCGUAUUUUUCGACGCAACAAUGGCAAUUCAACAAUGACGCCGUUGUAAAACUCUGGAGUCGUGUGACUCCAGCUGAUCGCCAGAUUUUCAAUUUCAAUAUGAGUAACUUGAACUGGGAAUUAUAUCUCGAGAAUAUGAUGCCUGGUUUGCGCUUAUACCUAGCUAAAGAUCCGAUGGAUACUUUAGAUGAAGGACGUGAGAAAUUUAGGAGAUUAAAGGUCUAUCAUUACUCUUUGUUAACGGUUAUUACGAUUUUAUUAGUAUGGGGUAUCAUAAGCAUAAUAAAUCGUAUAAUGUCUUUCUUGUAAUUUAAUAAAUCAUAUAAUGUUAUCUUACACA
Molecule: messenger RNA, 1431 nt
Organism: Trachymyrmex septentrionalis
Lineage: Eukaryota; Metazoa; Arthropoda; Insecta; Hymenoptera; Formicidae
Product: fatty acyl-CoA reductase 2-like
Exons: 7
Coding region: 117-1400 (427 amino acids)
Biological process (GO): long-chain fatty-acyl-CoA metabolic process
Cellular component (GO): peroxisome
Molecular function (GO): alcohol-forming very long-chain fatty acyl-CoA reductase (NADP+) activity
Source: RefSeq, a predicted model, not a curated record